AUGUAUGUAGACGAUCGCGCUUCGCUCUCGCGGCUGUCCACAUUACUAGAGUCGGAGGAGACCAAUUUGUUGAGCAGCCCUGAUAUUAACCAAUCUUUUGAUGCCUUUGCUCGGAUUGCUAUGCAACAAGCGGAGAAGAACAGGCGGCGUCAAUGUGAUGAGACGUCUAUCAGCAACAACCCAAAGUCUCCACAGCCUCAAGGACCUUGGUAUUUGCGACCAAGUUACUCUGAUGAGCUCAAAGCUGAUACGGAUGGUCAAGUCAAAGCGGGUACCCUUCGAGCUCUUGUAGAGAAGCUGACGAUCGAUCCAAUUCGUUCCCAUGAUCUUGAAUUUCGAAAGAUAUUCCUGCUCACGUUUAGGAGUUUUGUGACAGCGGAGAGACUAUUUGAUUUGCUAGUGGAACGUUUUGAGAUGCGAGGACCGAGUAAUUUGUCGCCUCAAGAGAUUGAAGAAUGGAAGGAGAAGAAACUGAGACCGGUUCAGAAUAGGGUGUUGACGGUGAUGACGAUGUGGUUGGAGGAUUACCACUUGUUGGACGAGGAGCCGGAGAUUGCGCAGAAGCUGACAAGUUUCCUCUCAGCCAUCGUCAUGCCAUCGCACUUGGUGCUCACGGCGAAGUUGAUCCUGCAGUCACUGGAGCGUAUGACCUUUGCGCGGCCUACCUCACUUAGUCAUCAAGCUUCUUUGCGCAGGUGUCGCAAGCCAAAAUCGCACAAGAACGAUUUGCUUCGGUGGAAUCCAGAUGAACUGGUCGAGCAGCUGUGCCUUAUCGAGCAUAAAUAUUAUGCAAACAUUCGGCCUCAAGAAUGUCUUAAUUGGGCUAAACUACAAACAGGAGAAGAGGUGGAAAACAUUACCACCUUCUGCCACACACACGACCAGCUUUCGGCGUGGGUGAAAGUGAGCGUUUUGAACAGCGAUGUUUUGGGCAAAAGGGCGGAUGUGAUCGAUUUUUGGAUCAGAGUUGCAGAUAAAUGUCGGAACGUCCACAAUUUUCAUUCGAUGAGUGCUGUGAUGGCAGGCCUGUCAAGCGUCGUUAUCGCACGGUUACAUCUGACCUGGUCGCACUGCAGUCGGAAAUCACAGUAUGAUGCGUUGGUGAAAGUGUGCGACCCAUUGAAUGGGUCCUCAGGCUAUAAAUGUCUUCUGACAUCCACAGAAGGACCUUGUAUACCCUAUGUUCGGACGUUCCUCACGGACGUCAUCCAGAUCCAAGGCCAAUACAACGACACGAUCCCACUCUCGGCUUCCCAAGGCGACGUGGCCUUCAUUUCGUUCACGAAGCGGCAGAGAUGGCAUGAGACGGUAACGACGAUGCUUCGUUAUCAGUCAAAGCCUUACCAGUUCGUCGUCGAUCCGUCUGCACGGAGUUUUAUCGAGGGGGUGUUGUAUUCGUCUGGUACGGCUGGCCAAGACUGGUUCUGGUCGAAGAGUCAGGAAAUUCAGCAGUCGGAGCUGGCUCAUGCGGAUAUCAGGAAGGGUCUGGAGGCGGCUGGAUUUUGA
Messenger RNA from Serpula lacrymans var. lacrymans S7.9, 1506 nucleotides. RefSeq lists its product as uncharacterized. Gene Ontology annotation, cellular component: plasma membrane. Gene Ontology annotation, biological process: positive regulation of GTPase activity; Ras protein signal transduction. The coding region runs from base 1 to 1506 and encodes 501 amino acids. Gene Ontology annotation, molecular function: guanyl-nucleotide exchange factor activity. NCBI's taxonomy places the organism in Eukaryota, Fungi, Basidiomycota, Agaricomycetes, Boletales, Serpulaceae. The transcript is spliced from 4 exons. The record is from RefSeq and is a predicted model, not a curated record.